UAAGCGAACAGCAGGAAUCAGUUGCCUUGGGGGAGCAUAUAUACCGGGAGUAAAUUCAGAAUAUGGACGAUUCAACUAUUCUGCGAAGGAGGGGGUUACAGAAAGAAUUGAGCCUUCCUAGAAGAGGAAGCUUCUGCCGGACCAGUAACCGCAAGAGUCUGAUCGUAACGUCCAGCACAUCACCGACGUUGCCUCGGCCACAUUCGCCUCUCCAUGGACACCCAGGUAGCAGUCCUCUGGACAGCCCCCGAAACUUCUCUCCAAAUGCACCUGCUCACUUUUCCUUUGUCCCUGCCCGCAGCCAUGGACACAGAGCAGACAGGACGGAUGGACGUCGCUGGUCCCUGGCAUCUUUGCCUUCCUCGGGCUACGGGACCAACACUCCCAGUUCGACGGUUUCAUCGUCAUGCUCAUCCCAGGAGAAGCUGCAUCAGCUGCCCUUCCAGCCAACGGCCGACGAACUGCACUUCCUGACAAAGCACUUCAGCACCGAGAGCAUCACCGACGAAGAGGGGCGACAGUCUCCAGCCAUGAGGCCCCGAUCCCGCAGUCUCAGCCCUGGCCGCUCCCCAAUUUCCUUUGACAGUGAAAUCAUAAUGAUGAAUCAUGUGUACAAAGAAAGAUUUCCCAAGGCCACCGCACAGAUGGAGGAGCGGCUGGCUGAGUUUAUUGCCUCCAAUGCUCCAGAGAACGUGUUGCCGCUAGCAGAUGGAGCCCUGAGUUUUAUUCAUCACCAGGUUAUUGAGAUGGCCAGAGACUGCCUAGACAAAUCCCGGGACGGACUUAUCACUUCACGGUACUUCUACGAACUGCAGGAGAAUUUGGAGAAACUCCUGCAUGAUGCCCACGAGAGAUCCGAGAGCUCCGAGGUGGCUUUUGUCACCCAGCUGGUGAAGAAGCUGAUGAUCAUCAUCGCGCGCCCAGCACGACUGCUGGAGUGCCUGGAAUUUGAUCCCGAGGAAUUCUACCAUCUGUUGGAAGCUGCCGAAGGCCAUGCAAAGGAAGGGCAAGGCAUCAAAUGUGACAUUCCGCGCUACAUCAUCAGUCAGCUGGGCCUCACCAGGGAUCCCCUGGAGGAAAUGGCCCAGUUGAAUAGCUAUGACAGUCCAGACACUCCAGAGACAGACGACUCAGUUGAGAAUCGGGGAGCCACCGUGCAGUCAAAGAAAACACCCUCUGAAGAGGAGUUCGAAACUAUCAAGCUCAUCAGCAAUGGGGCUUAUGGAGCCGUGUUUCUGGUGCGGCACAAGUCGACUCGCCAGCGCUUUGCCAUGAAGAAGAUCAACAAACAGAACCUGAUUCUGAGGAAUCAGAUCCAGCAGGCGUUUGUAGAGAGAGACAUCCUCACCUUCGCCGAGAAUCCCUUUGUGGUCAGCAUGUUCUGCUCUUUUGAGACCAGGCGUCACCUGUGUAUGGUGAUGGAGUAUGUGGAAGGUGGAGACUGCGCCACUCUACUGAAGAACAUCGGCGCCCUGCCCGUGGACAUGGCCAGGAUGUAUUUUGCCGAGACGGUCCUUGCCCUGGAGUACCUGCACAACUACGGCAUUGUCCAUCGGGACCUGAAGCCUGACAACCUCCUGAUAACCUCCAUGGGUCACAUCAAACUCACAGACUUUGGACUUUCCAAAAUAGGACUCAUGAGUCUCACGACAAAUCUGUACGAGGGCCAUAUCGAGAAAGAUGCCAGAGAAUUCCUGGAUAAGCAGGUCUGUGGGACUCCAGAAUACAUUGCUCCAGAAGUAAUCUUGAGACAAGGCUACGGCAAGCCAGUGGACUGGUGGGCCAUGGGGAUUAUCCUAUAUGAGUUUCUGGUGGGUUGUGUUCCGUUCUUCGGGGACACACCAGAAGAGCUGUUUGGACAGGUAAUCAGUGAUGAAAUUGCUUGGCCGGAGGGUGAUGAUGCCUUGCCUCCCGACGCCCAGGACCUCACAUCCAAACUUCUCCACCAAAACCCUCUGGAAAGGCUGGGAACAGGCAGCGCAUUUGAGGUGAAACAGCACCGGUUCUUUAAAGAUUUGGACUGGACCGGGUUACUCCGCCAAAAAGCCGAGUUCAUCCCCCAGCUGGAAUCCGAGGACGACACCAGCUACUUUGACACCCGGUCGGAAAGAUACCACCACCUGGAUUCGGAAGAGGAGGAGGACACAAACGACGACGAUCGUGUGGAAAUCCGGCAGUUCUCUUCUUGCUCGCCAAGGUUCAGUAAGGUUUAUAGCAGCAUGGAGCGGCUCUCCCUCCACGAAGAAAGGAAAACCCCACCGCCCACCAAGCGGAGUCUGAGCGAAGAAAAAGAAGAUAAACUGGACGGCCUCUGUGGCCUGAAGAGUCGGGACCGGAGCUGGGCGAUUGGGUCUCCAGAAAUAUUACGCAAGCGGCUCUCGGUGUCAGAGUCCUCACACACGGAGAGCGACUCGAGCCCGCCGCUGACGGUCCGGCGCCGCUGCUCGGGCCUGCUGGACAUGCCCCGCUUCGCCAUCUCGACCGAAGAUGACGGCGGCGGUGCCCAGCGGAAGCAGCAACUGCACCAGCCGGAGGGGACGUUGCUGGCGGUGGCCCAGGCCCGGGAAGGGGUGCCCUUGCCCAUCCUGGAGCGGCCAGCGGAGCGGGAGCUGAAACGAGAUGAGGAUUCGGGAUUGGCCAGCGGCCCGGUCACGCCAGCCGGGAGCAGCGCCGACCUGUCCGACCAGCGGGCCCGCGGCAACAGCAGCGAGGCGUCCGACGGCUGCGCUCCCAAGGCCAUCAGCGACCUGGCGGUCCGCCGCGCUCGCCACCGGCUGCUCUCCGGGGAGGCGGGAGAGAAACGCACCUCCAGGCCCCUCAACAAAGUCAUUAAGUCGGCGUCGGCCACUGCCCUCUCCCUCCUCAUCCCCUCCGAUCAUCACUCCUGUUCACCGCUGGCCAGCCCGAUGUCGCCGCACUCCCAGUCCUCAAACCCAUCUUCCCGGGACUCGUCUCCGAGCAGGGACUUCUCGCCCGCCGUCACCAACCCCAAGCCCCCGAUCGUCAUCCACCGCGCCGGGAAGAAGUACGGCUUCACCCUCCGAGCCAUCCGCGUGUAUAUGGGGGACACCGACGUGUACACGGUGCAGCACAUGGUCUGGCACGUGGAAGAAGGCGGACCCGCCAGCGAAGCGGGGCUGCGGGAAGGGGACCUCAUCACCCACGUGAACGGGGAGCCGGUCCACGGCUUGGUGCACACCGAAGUGGUGGAGUCCAUCCUGAAGAGCGGAAACAAAGUUUCCAUCUCCACAACGCCCUUUGAGAACACCUCGAUCAAAGUUGGCCCAGCUCGAAAAGCCAGCUACAAAUCCAAGAUGGCACGCCGGAAUAAGAAAAGCAAAACGAGAGACGGGCAGGAGAGCAAGAAGAAAAACUCGCUGCUACGUAAGAUCACCAAGCAGGCGUCCUUGCUGCAGACAAGUCGCAGCCUGUCCUCCCUCAACCGCUCACUGUCCUCCGGCGAGAGCGUGCCUGGGUCCCCGACGCACAACCUGUCUCCUCGCUCGCCCACCCAGAGCUACAGAUCCACCCCGGAGUCUGGGCACUCAGUGGGCGGAACGUCUUCUCAGAGCAGCUCCCCCAGCUCCAGUGUCCCCAACUCUCCGGCCAGCUCUGGGCACAUCCGCCCGUGCUCUCUGCACGGCCUGGCCCCCAAACUCCAGAGGCAGUACCGCUCUCCGAGGCGCAAGUCUGCCGGCAACAUCCCCCUGUCCCCGCUGGCGCACACUCCGUCCCCGACCCCCCAGUCCACAUCCCCCCAGCGCUCACCAUCCCCGCUGCCUUGUCACUCGGUGCAGUCCUUCCCGGGGAAGUUGCACUCCUCCCCGCCCCUGGUGCGGCAGAUCUCCAGGCCCAAGAGCGCCGAGCCGCCACGGUCGCCCCUCCUCAAGAGGGUCCAGUCGGCCGAGAAGCUGACCUCCUCCCUGUCCUCGUCGGAGAAGAAGCUGGCUGCCUCUCGCAAGCACAGCCUGGACAUCUCCCACUCGGAGUUCAAGAAGGAGAUGCUGCAGAGGGACCCCGGGCUACAGAGCCUGCAGGAGGCCAUAAACGAGACGGCGGCGGGGAAGGCGGGCCUGGCGGAGAAGGGCGCCCUGCAGAAGCCGCCCUCCCGGAAGCUGGGCGCCAUCCGGCAAGACAGGGUUGACAGGAGGGAGUCCCUGCAGAAGCAGGAGGCCAUCCGGGAAGUGGACUCUUCCGAGGACGAGACGGACGACGGCUCCGAAGACAGCCAGGAAGGAAGGAGGCCGGACCGGCCUUCCCUCGGAGCCGAGGCGGGGCCGGACGCCUUGGGCGGCGGGCGGCCCGGAGCCCCGUUGGAAAGCAAGAGGAGUGGGGAAGAUGAUGCCUUCCUCCCGGAGGGGCCCCGAGACACAAGAGGCCCCCCAAGAUGCCUCGCGGGCAGGGCCGGGAAUCUCGCCAGGACACCCGGGCAAGCCCACAGCAGGUUUGGAGGGAGUGGCCGGGGAAGACCACGAGCUGCCAGGCGAUCUGCCCCCCGAGCUCUGCGGUCCAGGGGGGAGCCCCGAGGGUCCCGGUGCGGCAGGGCGAGCGGCCAGCCCAACGGAGAAAAUCCCUCGUGGGACCCAGGCAGGGAGCCGGGCGGGCUCCCACCACAGCAGGGCGAGCCCAGAGGAGCCAGGGCCCCCCGGGGCCAACCAGAAACCGUGGCCCGAUCCUGGCCCGACCCCUUGGCUGGCAGGCCCCCUGGGUUCUCCGGCUCCCGACCCCCUGCGGGGACUCCCACCCUCGGAGACGGGCCGGCAGCCCCACGGUCCGCCGCCACAGGGCCGGCCGAGCGUGCGAGAUGACGGGCCUGCUGGGGCUCCCGGGCCCGAUGCUCCGGAGGCUCCGGCAUUGGCUCCAGGCGUGCUGGAGAGCAAGAGGCAACUGGACGC
Molecule: messenger RNA, 4895 nt
Organism: Tachyglossus aculeatus (Australian echidna)
Lineage: Eukaryota; Metazoa; Chordata; Mammalia; Monotremata; Tachyglossidae
Gene: MAST2
Product: microtubule associated serine/threonine kinase 2
Biological process (GO): peptidyl-serine phosphorylation; intracellular signal transduction
Cellular component (GO): microtubule cytoskeleton
Molecular function (GO): ATP binding; microtubule binding; magnesium ion binding
Source: RefSeq, a predicted model, not a curated record